This is a messenger RNA of Talaromyces marneffei, 237 nucleotides long. RefSeq lists its product as uncharacterized. The record is from RefSeq and is a predicted model, not a curated record. Lineage: Eukaryota; Fungi; Ascomycota; Eurotiomycetes; Eurotiales; Trichocomaceae. The transcript is spliced from 2 exons. Bases 1 to 237 code for a protein of 78 amino acids.
AUGUCAGGUCUAACGGCGGAUCAAUUCACGAAAAUGCCGCCCGAUACAUCUCCCCAGGGUCUUCUCGAGCACCCAUUUUUACGACUUGGCCAAGAUUCGUGGUAUUUGUCGCACCUCGGGUUGUUACACUCUUAUUAUCUCCAGACCCAGCCACAAGUCGGAUCUUCAGAAGGGGAGGAAACGGGAAAUGAAGAGAACAGCAGCGAAUCCGAGAACUCUAUUGGAGAGGCUAACUAG